GCCUUGACCACCGGAAGUGCUCGAUAAACCGAGGCUGCAAAGUGCGUCACAGCGCAGAGCUGCAGAGAGUAAACCGAGCCUGUCGUCCUGCACCAACGCUUUUGUGUUUCUACGUUUGGAAUUAAACCCUUUUUUGCAGCAAUAUGGUGAAGAUCGCUUUCAACCCGGCUUUGGCGCAGAAAGCUCUCGGCAAAGAGCUUGUCCCUGUGAAGGACCCUGAGCUUGCUACAGCUCCAGUGAGUAUGGCGGGUUCCACAGGUCGCUGUCUGGUCACACUGCUGGGCAUCGCCUUCAUCCUCAGUGGACUCAUCGUGGGGGGAGCCUGUCUCUAUCGUUAUUUCACCCCCAAGAGGCUGUAUCACGGCGCAAUGCAGUUCAGUGACGUGUCAGCUAUGGGCGAUGCUGAGAGCCGGCCCUAUUAUCUCCCUAGAGUGGAGGAGGAGGUGGAGAUUUCUGACAGCAUGGCCGUCAUCAGUGUCCCUCCGCCCCGCUUCAGGCCCGGAGACCCCGCUUACAUCCUGCAUGACUUCAACAGGAAGCUGACAGCAUAUCUGGACCUGACUCUGAGGACCUGCUUUGUGAUUCCACUCAACACUUCAGUGGUGCUGCCCCCUCAGGAUCUCAUCGACCUCUUCUCACAGCUGAUAUCUGGCUCGUACCGCAGCUACUUGGUGCACGAGGACCUGGUGGUGACCGAGCGUAUUGACGACAUCAAACCUCUGGGCUUCUACAUUCGCCGCCUGUGCAAUGGCAAGGACACCUACAGAAUGGAGCGCCGUGCCAGCCUCCCAGGCGCAGGGAUCCAUAAGCGGUCCGCAGAUGAGUGUUUCACCGUUCAUCACUUUGAAAACAAGUUUGUAACCGAAACACGGAUCUGCAAGGCUUGAAGGGAAAAGGAUCUUCUUGCGAGAGCGAGAGAGCGUUGGCGGGAGUAGGUUGAGGAGGAAACGACGGUGAGCCGAGACUCCUGUUUUUAUUUGCAUUCCCUGUUUUAACUCUCAGUGACGUGUGGAUUUCAGUUCUAGCCUCCUCUGCUACAUUCUCUUAAAGCUGUAUCGGUCUUAGCUGUCAAGUAUUAGCUUGCUAGUCUUGUGCUAACAAAUGGCAUCCUCCUGUUAACUGAGGAUUUACUAAGUUUAGUUUUCUCUGUCGUGUUGCCGUAGCUUCCUGCAGAGUGAACUCGUUACGUUAUUCUGUUUUUCAACAUUUAAUAUUACAGCUGUGUGCGUGGGUACGUGCAUGCGUGAGCGUGUGUGUGUGUGUGUGUUGGCCUGCACACAUUCAGAGCAGCUUUGUAAACUCACAAGGAGAUGUACAGAAUUCUGUGAUGUGUUCUAUCUUAUAUGUUCUAGUACAAUAGCACAAAUCACCUUGGAAAUGUUGGUCGCGGUGUAAACUGUCUUUUCAUGGAUGCACAAGUCCUGCUGUAUGAUGUGUAUUUAAUGAUUUCCUACCUGAUGGUGAAGUAUAGCUCCCUACAUGACUUAGUGCUUGUGUUGAACUUCCUUUGUGUCAAAGUCCUCGCUUCCAAAGUGUAAUAUUGUUCUAUUUUGGUCGGAUCAUUUGAAUUCUCGUAUCCCCGCAGUCCUCAAAGGCGUAAUAAAUAAAUUCAUGUAGAUUCAGUAUUACCUGUAUGAAUUUUAAAAUGGAAUUUCAUUGAGAAAUAUAUGAAUUUAGAUGCCAAUAGGCAUGCUUAUUGCAAUAGCCCUUUUCCGUGACUCCAAGAGGAUUUUCAACAACGUCACACAGAAAGACAAUCACGCAGGAAGUAUGUUUGAAAUUGUUUUGUCCCAACUUUGUAACAGAAGCAGAUACAUGAAUAUUAGACGCGACACAAAUGUGUAAAUAUUUAACUGAUCUCACUUAAAUAAAGUAGAAUUUACUGACUUAA
Dunckerocampus dactyliophorus (ringed pipefish) is the source of this 1891-nucleotide messenger RNA. Its product is annotated as integral membrane protein 2A-like. Bases 144 to 887 code for a protein of 247 amino acids. The record is from RefSeq and is a predicted model, not a curated record. Gene Ontology annotation, biological process: negative regulation of amyloid precursor protein biosynthetic process. Gene Ontology annotation, cellular component: plasma membrane; extracellular exosome; Golgi apparatus. NCBI's taxonomy places the organism in Eukaryota, Metazoa, Chordata, Actinopteri, Syngnathiformes, Syngnathidae. The transcript is spliced from 6 exons. Gene Ontology annotation, molecular function: amyloid-beta binding.